Messenger RNA from Chaetura pelagica (chimney swift), 1546 nucleotides. It is a transcript of the gene KCNA2, whose product is annotated as potassium voltage-gated channel, shaker-related subfamily, member 2. The coding region runs from base 47 to 1546 and encodes 499 amino acids. NCBI's taxonomy places the organism in Eukaryota, Metazoa, Chordata, Aves, Apodiformes, Apodidae. The record is from RefSeq and is a predicted model, not a curated record. Gene Ontology annotation, cellular component: juxtaparanode region of axon; voltage-gated potassium channel complex; dendrite. Gene Ontology annotation, molecular function: protein binding; delayed rectifier potassium channel activity. The transcript has a single exon. Gene Ontology annotation, biological process: potassium ion transmembrane transport; protein homooligomerization.
GGCGCCGGGAAGAGUUUAGCAUAAGGGAUUUCUUUCCAAGCCCAAUAUGACAGUUGCUACUGGAGAUCCUGCAGACGAAGCUGCAGCUCUUCCUGGUCACCCACAGGACACCUACAACCCCGAGACCGACCAUGAAUGCUGCGAGAGGGUGGUCAUUAACAUUUCGGGGCUGCGCUUCGAGACGCAGCUCAAGACUUUAGCCCAGUUCCCAGAGACUUUAUUAGGAGAUCCUAAAAAAAGAAUGAGGUAUUUCGACCCGCUCCGGAAUGAGUAUUUUUUUGACAGGAACAGACCCAGCUUCGAUGCCAUUUUGUACUAUUACCAGUCUGGGGGGAGGUUGAGGAGGCCGGUUAACGUGCCCUUAGAUAUCUUCUCGGAAGAGAUUCGUUUCUAUGAGCUGGGGGAAGAAGCCAUGGAGAUGUUUCGGGAGGAUGAAGGCUACAUCAAAGAAGAGGAAAGGCCGUUGCCUGAGAAUGAGUUUCAGAGACAAGUCUGGUUGCUCUUCGAGUACCCCGAGAGCUCAGGCCCUGCCAGGAUUAUAGCUAUUGUCUCCGUCAUGGUGAUUUUGAUCUCCAUCGUCAGCUUUUGCCUGGAAACUUUGCCCAUUUUUCGGGAUGAGAACGAAGACAUGCAUGGCAGCGGGCUGAGCCACCCCCCCUACUCCAACAGCAGCAUGGGCUACCAGCAGUCCACCUCCUUCACAGACCCCUUCUUCAUCGUGGAGACACUUUGCAUCAUCUGGUUCUCCUUCGAGUUCUUGGUGAGGUUUUUCGCCUGCCCCAGCAAGGCUGGGUUUUUUACCAACAUCAUGAACAUUAUAGACAUUGUGGCCAUCAUCCCCUACUUCAUCACCUUAGGGACGGAGCUGGCCGAGAAGCCAGAGGAUGGUCAGCAAGGCCAGCAAGCCAUGUCCUUGGCCAUCCUCAGAGUCAUCCGGCUGGUCAGGGUCUUCAGGAUCUUCAAGCUCUCCCGACACUCCAAGGGGCUGCAGAUCCUGGGCCAGACCCUCAAGGCCAGCAUGCGGGAGCUGGGCCUCUUGAUCUUCUUCCUCUUCAUCGGCGUCAUCCUCUUCUCCAGUGCCGUCUACUUCGCCGAGGCCGACGAGAGUGAGUCCCAGUUCCCCAGCAUCCCUGAUGCCUUCUGGUGGGCUGUGGUUUCCAUGACGACUGUUGGCUACGGAGACAUGGUCCCCACCACCAUCGGGGGCAAAAUCGUGGGUUCCCUGUGUGCCAUCGCUGGGGUAUUAACCAUUGCCUUACCAGUGCCCGUCAUAGUGUCCAACUUCAACUACUUCUACCACCGGGAGACGGAGGGAGAGGAGCAGGCUCAGUAUCUGCAAGUAACCAGCUGCCCAAAGAUCCCCUCUUCCCCUGACCUAAAGAAAAGCAGAAGUGCCUCUACUAUUAGCAAGUCUGAUUACAUGGAGAUUCAGGAAGGCGUAAACAAUAGCAACGAGGAUUUUAGGGAGGAGAACUUGAAGACAGCCAAUUGCACCCUCGCUAACACAAACUAUGUGAACAUCACCAAGAUGCUCACCGAUGUCUAG